Trichoderma gamsii is the source of this 1041-nucleotide messenger RNA. RefSeq lists its product as hypothetical. The record is from RefSeq and is a predicted model, not a curated record. Bases 1 to 1041 code for a protein of 346 amino acids. Lineage: Eukaryota; Fungi; Ascomycota; Sordariomycetes; Hypocreales; Hypocreaceae. The transcript has a single exon.
AUGCGUUUCUCAUUGGCAUCUGUUCUCUUGAGCGUUGCAUGGCUCGCCUGUGCUCACUCUAACUCUGUGACCACUUAUGCCCCUUUACCUUCCACCGCUUCCGGUCCUCCAGUGAAUAGCGAAGGAUUCCGCGUACAGUCGUUUGGUGAAGGAGCAUACAUGCUUGCAGAUGGUAUCUAUCAAUCUUUAUUUUUUGUCACACCUAAAAGCGUCAUCAUGAUUGACGCACCACCCACAACUGGAGAAAAUAUCCUUGCUGGAAUUCGAUCAGUGACACAUUUGCCAAUCUCGCAUCUUGUCUACAGCCACCAUCAUGCCGAUCAUAUUGGAGCGGCGUAUCUCUUAGCCAACAAGGAUGUUACUAUCAUCGCGCAUGAGUUGACAGCAUACGAACUCUCUCUUACACCUGAUGCGCAUCGACCACCACCUCAUGUUACGUUCAAGGACUCUUAUACUCUACGGGUAGACAACCAGACUAUUCAGCUGGAUUACAAGGGCCCCGUUCACGACCCCGGCAAUAUCUUUAUAUAUGCGCCUAAACAAAAGGUGUUAAUGGUUAUUGACAUUGUCUUUCCCGGCUGGGUCCCGUUUGCUUCUUUGGCGGAAGCACAGAACCCCACCAUGUUUAUCAAAGCACAUGACCUGAUCUUGGAAUAUGAUUUUGACUACUACAUUGGAGGACACGUUGACCGCGCCGGAGUUCGUAAAGAUGUUCUCAUUCAGCAAGAUUAUAUCCAGGACGUAUACAAUAAUGCUCGCACAGCCAUCCUUCUCAGCAACAGCCCUCCAAACGCAACGAAUCCGCUUUCGGCCUCUACCAUUCUUGGUCCUAUUGAGGCGGCUAAUCCAGAUAACGCAUGGGCAAUGUUUGCCGGAUACGUCGACACUCUUGCGCAGUACUGCGCCAAUGUAACAACUGAAAAGUGGCUUGGCAAGCUGGGAGGCGCAGACGUAUACACAUACUCUCACUGCGAAGCCUUGGUGGAAUCACUUCGCAUUGAUUAUGGUGUCUUAGGUCCUUUUGGUGUUCAGCCUAGUUAA